Bombyx mandarina (wild silkworm) is the source of this 1227-nucleotide messenger RNA. RefSeq lists its product as uncharacterized. Gene Ontology annotation, molecular function: protein binding. Lineage: Eukaryota; Metazoa; Arthropoda; Insecta; Lepidoptera; Bombycidae. The record is from RefSeq and is a predicted model, not a curated record.
AUGUCCGGUCUACAGACGAGAAACGAGGAUAACAUCAAUGGGGUCGACGUUCGGGAGCAGGGAAGCGCUUUGAGGGUAGCAACAAACACUCCUCAUCUGGUGAGCCUCGGUACUGGAAGACUGAGCACAGCUGUCACUCUACAUCCCAUUAAGCAAGGUCGCGUGACAAUAGGUUCUGAUCCGACAUGCGACAUUUACGUCAUGGGGACAGGCGUGGCGAGCGUGCACUGUCGCGUGGAAAACUCUCACGGCGUGGUCACAUUGUAUCCAAUCAGUGGAAGCACGCUACUGGAUGGUCUACCCGUGGAGAAGCCUACGAGACUGUCUCAGGGCAGCAUGCUGACCAUAGGUCGCUCAAACUACCUCAGAUUCAAUCACCCGGCUGAGGCGAAACUGAUGAAAUCCGUCCUGCCUUCGGGACAUAUUUCGAUGCCCCCGAUCCAAUACCAGCCCAACGAGGAAUGUAUCACCACAGGCUAUUGCACCACAGAGCAACGCUACCAGAACGUAUACAAAGACGUCUCGCUGACGCAAUUGGACCAAGAACUAGAUUUAACACUAAAAGAACUAUCGAAGAGAAAGCCCCCUGCAGUUCCCAAGAAGCUAUUCAAGGACCAAGAUGACUCGAAUUCGGAUCAAGAACGCUCCAAACCUUCGAACAUCAAGAGCAAAGUAUCAAAGUUCGAAUACUACGCCAAACAGCAGAAAGUCGGACGCAGCCAGUUCUACACGUCAAACGAGAAUGAGAUCUCGCCAAAAGUGUUCAGCGCCAACUCGUUAACAGUCAACACGCCAGCCAAAGACGUCUUAGGCGACAAAGUGUUGCCAAACUACAUGAAGAAAGACGAGGCGACAGAUAAGACGUACACGAAUGUUGCCAUCAGAAAUAAAAUGAAACUACACGAAACUGUUAAAGGCUUUGAGGACAGUUACAGUGAUGGUUAUGGGAAGAUCAAUGGUGAGGUGGAGUUCAAUGAGAGGUUCGGGAGCGUAGGGAAGGUUGUUUGUUUGUCGUCGCCAGCGUUCGAUAGGAACCCCCAGUAUUCUCCGGUGUACACAAACAAUCACUACGACAGGAGCUUCGAAGCCGAAAACCGGAGAAUUAAGGUUGAAGGAUCCUACGUCUGUCUGGCAUAUGAUCAGUACAAGAACCCAAGACGGCGGCUAACUUUAGCUGAUAUUUUAUUCCUUGAGCUCUUCAGUAGUAACAACGAUGUUAUGUCUUAG